This is a messenger RNA of Scomber japonicus (chub mackerel), 3267 nucleotides long. RefSeq names its product exonuclease 3'-5' domain containing 3 (gene exd3). The transcript is spliced from 21 exons. Gene Ontology annotation, biological process: nucleobase-containing compound metabolic process. Gene Ontology annotation, molecular function: 3'-5' exonuclease activity; nucleic acid binding. The record is from RefSeq and is a predicted model, not a curated record. Lineage: Eukaryota; Metazoa; Chordata; Actinopteri; Scombriformes; Scombridae. Bases 131 to 2824 code for a protein of 897 amino acids.
GAAGGUAGGUAGUUGUUCUUCCACCUGAAGCUAACAGCAGGGAAGGGAGUUAGCACAUGGUUAGUUUAUUAGCGUCAACAGGACAACGUAACACCAGUCGUGAGAGCAGCUCGCCAUCCUGUGGACAGAAAUGAAUCACACCACUCAAGAGGCAGCAGGUCUUGACCCUACCAUGCUGACAGUCCAACUCUUCGAGCUAUGGAACCAGAAAGAUCUGCAGACGCUACAUUUGGCAGCCCUCCAGGGAUUUUCAAAGGUGUCUGAACCUCUGGAGGCCUUAAUGACAAUCCUGGAGAGCUGUCCGGGUAAACAGAAGGGUCGGAGCCACACCCUCGGUCAUCACAUUCUCAUGGAAUUCCAGACAUGGAUCAAGGACCAUCCUCAGGUUACACUGAGUUCACUGUCAGAGCAGCAAGCAUUAGCCGUCCAACGUCGGGCUCUCAGCCUACUAACAGAUACCCAGCCCAGCUUUGUAGACAGUCUCAUAAAUAUCUACCAACUCAACUCUCUAGAUCCGGCCAUCCUCAAACUGCACAUUGUGAGGUUACAGGCGCUCAACUGCCACAAAGAGGCAAUAGUCCUCAGUGUAAAACUGAAGUUACAGAAAGAGCUGAAUAUGGAGGAGAUAUGUGUACCACUCAUCCUGCAGGAUAAGUUGUCUUUGGCAGAGUCCUUCGUCACAGGCCACAGUCACCUGGAACAACGACUGGUCACACUGCUAGAUUCCUGGUGCCACCCCAAUUUCAGUCCGGAAAUGAUAAGCAAGCAGUUCCCACGCCUCUCUGUUUCCAAACACUGCAUGGGCCAGAUCAAGCCCAAAAUGCUGACAAAACAUGUGUUACGACUUGUGGAGAAAUUCAACAUUGACCAAGCACUUUGUCCCAAUGCUCUGCACAAGAGGAGACAGGACUCUAUGCGUUUCCUCAUGUACAAGAGGUUUGUAGAGAAAAGUAUGACAGAGGAGAACUGGAGUGACCAUGUGCAGUACGUAGUGGCAGAUGACCUUGAGCUACAGAUACAGAUGGUGGAGAUGUUGGUGAGGUACAGUGGUCUUCAGAAAGCCUCUCAGUGGUCACUGAGAUACAGCAUUCCCAGACAUCGCCUUCCUAUUGGGGUAUGGGAGACACAGCAGAGUCUACCCACACAUUUACAACAAGAGCAUCUGGAUGAUUCAGCACAGACUGAGGACUGGAAGCCAUCUGAGUCUCACUGUCAAAAGUUUUACCAGGCGCCAAUCACCAAAGACAUGGUUCACUUUGUGGACACUCCGGAAGCUCUCCAGACAUGUAGAAGUGUUGUGCUCAAGGAUGGUGCCAUAGUAGGAGUUGACAUGGAGUGGCAGCCUACGUUUGGCUGUAUCUCAACUCAGAGAGUUGCUCUGAUACAGCUUGCAGUUUUUGACCAGGUUUUCUUAUUGGACCUCUGUGCAAACGGAUUGUGUCAACACCCGGAUACUAUUAGUUUCAUCAGGAGCUUUUUCUCUGCACAAAAUGUCAUUAAACUGGGUUAUGGUAUGGCUGGAGAUCUCAAGUGUCUCUUGGCCACCUGGCACCAAUUUUUAGAGGAGCCAUUAAAGAUGGAGGGGGUGCUUGAUCUUCUUAGUAUACACCAAAAGACCCAGCGUGGUAAGUUCAAAGGGACUCAAAAUGGCCCUAAGGAGGUGCUGGUAGGAGAAGGCUCUGCAGAGAAAGGCCUCAGUCUGCUGGUACAACAGGUCCUGGGAAGGCCCCUGGACAAGACGGAGCAGAUGUCCAACUGGGAGAAGCGUCCGCUACGCAUCAGCCAAAUUAGAUAUGCAGUGGCAGAUGCCUACUGUUUGCUGGAUGUUUACUCUGUCCUUUCCAGCAACCCAGCAUCCUUUGGGCUGCCAGCAGACCUGCGCAGCAUCUCUUCAAGCCAAUCAGAGAAGGGCGGAGAGAAGAAGCAGAAGAAUAAACGAGCAAUGCAAAAGAAACAGACCAGUGGCAUAGAGGAAUGUCAGGGAGCUCAAAGGCUCAGUCCCCCUCGCUCUGACACACAGAAAGGCCUCCUGUGUGGCAAGAAGCCCUCAGAGGACUCCCCCGCUUUGCCCCCCCAGCAGUUGCGGGUGGUGUGUGACAACAUGCUGCAGGGGCUCGGGAGGUACCUGCGCUGUUUAGGAGUCGACGUGAUCAUGUUGGAGAACACUGAUGAUCACAGAAAAGCAGCAAUGUUAGCGCAAGCUGAAGGCCGAGUCAUACUCACAUGUGGACAACCAUACCAAAGUUUACGGUCCCAGGUGGGUGAGGGUUGCUGUCUCUCCCUAGACUGUUCAGAAAAAGCCAGAGACCAGGCUGUUAGAGUCCUCAGACACUUCAACGUCCAGCCCACUCCCAGCGAUAUAUUCAGCCGCUGCCAGGCGUGUAACAGUGAUCAGUAUGUGACGGUGCCCAGAGAGGAUAUGGUCAAGAUGCUUAAACAGAAAGGAUUUAUGCAUGACCAGGAUAUUCAACACACACAACAGAAGUGCCAUCAACAGGAAGAGGAGAAGCUUGAUGACAUCUUGACCCCCAGUGAGACCUCUGAACUCCCCAGGUAUGCCCUUCAGUGUCGCUGGGCCCCACUCUCAGAGCUGGACCCCGACACCCUGACCUUUCCCGGGGGGGCGCCCAUACAGCUCCACACCGUGCCCCUUGCCCUUCUGACGAGGAUAGCGCUCUUCUAUGUCUGCACCAGAUGUGGCAAGGUGUUCUGGGAAGGCUCCCACUUUGACCGUGUCCUCUCCAUGUUUCAGGAGGUCUUGCAUAUAACAGACGGGGACUCUGAAUCAGCUGCAGGGCCCGUUACAGAUGUGCAACAGAACUGACUGAACUCAUGCAUUUUACACAUUAAGCCAGCUGUAAUGAAAUCCAUUUAAAUUGCUCUUUACAAAAUAAACACCUUCAUGUUUGCCUUUUUCUAAAAGAGGCAUAAUGUUUCAUAAAAAUUCAACGGUUUGAAAAAAAAGUAGUUAUUUUACGGUUAUUUUAUUAUGGAUGAAAGCUUUAUUUUAUCAUCUUUUAUCAUCCAAAAGCUCUUUUCAUCAGUGUUAAGUUUGUUCCAUUUAACUCUUCCUGGGUUGAGAUUUUGUUGUUAUGUUCUGUCAGGUUUUUUAUUGCCUUGAUUUAAAUGCUGCUGUUAAGUCACAGCAGAACGCACGUCCCCUGCGUUUUUAGCAGUCUGUGGUACUGUAUAUUUUCAUUCUAUGCGAAUACAUUUGUAUAGUGUUUAGUCAAAUGAUUUUGUUGUUAAUAAACAUUUUUCCAUUUC